Messenger RNA from Colletotrichum godetiae, 1103 nucleotides. RefSeq lists its product as uncharacterized. The coding region runs from base 17 to 250 and encodes 77 amino acids. The transcript has a single exon. NCBI's taxonomy places the organism in Eukaryota, Fungi, Ascomycota, Sordariomycetes, Glomerellales, Glomerellaceae. The record is from RefSeq and is a predicted model, not a curated record.
CAGGGGAAUCCGGGGAAUGCGAAUCGGGUCGCGGGGCCACGCUGCGUGGAUUAGGUCAUGCACGUGUCCGUCAUCGAAGGGCUGGCGAGCCGUGCUCUCCUCGUCAAGGCAAUCCAGAGGAAAUUCGAGAAUACCUGUGUCUGCCUGCCGAGAAGUAGGUAUACAACCUAUGACUCGUCCGUACAUCGGAAAAGGUGCGGCUAGCUGUCCAUGCCCGAACCUGCCAGUCAGCUAUAGCCCCAAACUCUAGUAAGGACCUCAAAUAGCCUGAUGCUAGAACUGUGCAAUAGCCAUGCUCGCGUGAUCCAAUAUUAUCCAACUUAAUUAGCCGUGUAGCAUUCCCAAAGUCGUAUAUUCGAGAGACUUGCCUAGGGAAGCUUGGCUAGGCGUAGCCGCUGUGAGCAUUAGACGACAGAAAACCGACCUUGUGGGAGCCUCUUCCUAAGCCGCGUUGGGAAAUUCUAGCGGCGAGACCAUUGGUCAAGCCCCGUGUUGCUCCAUGUAAGUCGUCUAAAACAACAAAAGAGCCACGAGCUGGCUAUGACAAACUUGUCUGUGCGGGUUUCUAUCCUCCGAGUGACCCCAUUUACUAGUUAUGGCCAGAACAGACUAGUCAGGCAAACGAUUCAUCGUGAGCAGGUCGGUUUGUUUACGGAAGAAACGCUGCCUCAUAACGUUCCGGGCCCGCGUGGUUGAGGCACUUGCGCUCCCCGAGCCGCUGUUUGAUGUGCUCUCUAGCCAACUGUGAAGCCGGCUGAGGACUAAAUGGCCAUGAUCCUACCGGACAAUUCGGUCUUCUUCCGCGCGAACAACGCGGACUUCGACGGCUGAACGACGGAAAAACAUGAUGAGAAUAUUCUCCCGGUGGAGAGGACAACGGCAUGUGGGAAAAGAUGCGCUAUCCGCCAGAAUCGCGGCGUGUUGUGUGCCAGAGGCAUUUCGUGUGAUGGGUUUCAGUAUCAACGCCGCGGCGAAGCCCGACAGCUCGGGGCGGUCCCGAUGUUCAGUGUGAGUGGGCGGGAGCCGAGUAAGCGCCGUUGCGUUAUCGUCGUAAUGGAACAAUAGAAGCGGUUCGAAUACCCUCCCACAGGCCGGGAGGCAGG